Messenger RNA from Fukomys damarensis (Damara mole-rat), 2543 nucleotides. RefSeq names its product MOB kinase activator 3A (gene Mob3a). The record is from RefSeq and is a predicted model, not a curated record. Bases 272 to 925 code for a protein of 217 amino acids. NCBI's taxonomy places the organism in Eukaryota, Metazoa, Chordata, Mammalia, Rodentia, Bathyergidae. The transcript is spliced from 4 exons. Gene Ontology annotation, molecular function: protein kinase activator activity. Gene Ontology annotation, cellular component: cytoplasm; nucleus. Gene Ontology annotation, biological process: signal transduction; positive regulation of protein phosphorylation.
CCUCAGCCUUCCAGAGUGCUCGCGAGUCUGCCUCACAGAUCUGCUGAUAUUUGCUUGUUGCGGGGGAGGGCGGGAGGCAGUGUCCAGCCCAGCAGAGGUCUUAGCAGCCCGGCUCUGCGGAAGAGCAGCUGCCCGAGGCCUAGGGCCCGAGUCCCCAUCCAACGCCCUCCAUGCCGUUAGCAUGGAGUCCACGCCGCUUUUUGACCUAGCACAGAGAAGAGCCGGCGGCUGACCUCCCCCAGGAAGUGGUCCGAGCAGCCCCAGGGCCGAGAUGUCCAGCCCGUUCCUGAAACAGGUCUUCAACAAGGACAAGACCUUCCGGCCCAAGCGCAAGUUCGAGCCGGGCACGCAGCGCUUUGAGCUGCACAAGCGGGCUCAGGCGUCACUGCACGCAGGGCUGGACUUGCGACAGGCUGUGCAGCUGCCGCCUGGCGAGGAGCUCAAUGACUGGGUGGCCGUGCACGUGGUGGACUUCUUCAACCGCCUCAACCUCAUCUACGGCACGGUGAGCGACGGCUGCACCGAGCACUCGUGUCCCGUAAUGUCCGGGGGCCCCAAGUACGAGUACCGCUGGCAGGAUGAGCACCGGUUCCGCAAGCCCACGGCGCUGUCCGCCCCGCGCUACCUGGACCUGCUCAUGGACUGGGUGGAGGUGCAGAUCAACAAUGAGGACAUCUUCCCCACCAACGUUGGUACUCCCUUCCCCAAGAACUUCCUGCAGGCCGUGCGCAAGAUCAUGUCACGCCUCUUCCGCGUCUUCGUGCAUGUCUACAUCCACCACUUUGACCGCAUCGCGCAGAUGGGCUCCGAGGCACACGUGAACACCUGCUACAAGCACUUCUACUACUUUGUCACCGAGUUUGGCCUCAUCGACACCAAGGAGCUGGAGCCGCUGAAAGAAAUGACUGCUCGGAUGUGUCACUAAGGCCUGGCCAGCCUCAGAGACUCACGGGAGGGCGUCUGAUGGCUUCGUCUUGCAGCUGAGUAUCACGAGGACUUGGUGUCCCUCUCCAAUAGGCUGCACAGGGUCCUCAGAAGCCGGGACCGUGGAUUCCUCCCUCUGGCCGCAAGUCACCUCCGUGAGCCUCAGCCUCCCAUCUGCCCAGGCAGAAGCAGGACUUGAAUUCUGGGACCAAGUGUCCUCAGUGACCGGGAAACCCACUGUGUCUGUGAGGGCCCCCAACCGCCUGUGGGCCGCGGGGUCCCCUCCUCUGAGGACACCCGCCCCACUGGCUCCCAGCCCUCAGUCUGGCCCCACCAGCCCUUGCCAAAGAGGUACUACUGGACCCUCGGGGCCCGCAUCACCUGCCUGUCUCCCCCUUGCACCUCAGUUCCUUCAGCUGCUCUGGAACACUGGGCUCACCCCGUCAGGGGUCUCUCAACUCGGGCGCUGAUCUUAGUGUGACCAUCCUGCCCCACCACAUCUUGAAGUCACCUUCACAUGUGUAUGAAAGAUUCACUUGUAGACAGCCUCAUUUACAAGCAUCUUGACAUGUUCUUAAUGAUGGUUUGUUUUUUUUUGUUUUGUUUUUGUUUUUGUUUUUGUUUUUUUAUUUUGGUACUGGGAUCAAACUCAUGUCCUUGUGCUUGCAAGGCAGGCGCCAAAACACUGAGCUAAAUCCCCAGUCCCUUAAUGAUGUUUUUAAACCAGUCAUAGUGGCUUAUGCCUGUAAUUCUAGCACUCAGGAGGCUGAGGCAGGAGGAUCGCCUGAGUUCAAGGCCAGCCUGGGCUACAUAGACAGACCCUGUCUCAAAAAAAAAGUUUUUUAGCCCAUAAACGGUGAGCCUACCUUCGCUGCAGCUCUCCCGCUCCAUCACAAGGGGCCCAGGAAUGAAUUCCCCUGUAGCUGACUCCCUCCUCCACCCUUGCCCAGGAAUUGGUCCACCCUGGGUGUCUGAAAACCUUCUGGCAAAAACCAUUGUGCAAGCUGGCUUGGUGGUUCCAGCCUGUCAUCCCAGCACUCUGAAAAAGGGGCUAGGGAUGUAGCUCAGUGUGGAGGCCUGGGUUCCAUCUCCAGUACCACAAAAACAAAACCAAACAAGAUAACCGCCGUCUCUGUGGCUCCCCGCUGGGCCACAGGACCUGACCCCCAUCUCCCCCGGACCAUUGGGGUCUGUGAGGGCGGAGCCCAGAGGGAGCCAUGCCUGCCCUAGCUGCACCCCACUGAUGUUGCCCAUGGCCCGUGACCCCGGCUCCCCUCCCUUGUCCCCGCACACUGUGCCUGACCAUGCAGAAUUCUGGUCCCUGGGGCGCUUGCAGCUGAACAAGUGCAGUUAACAGUGUCACCGCUGAGCACCAAGCUCUGGGACCCAAUGUCAGUCCCCCUAGAAACCACAAGACUGUGCUCGGAGCCCCAGGACUCUCGAAUCCAGAUGCAGCGGCCUGGCUGUGUCUCCUGGAUGCCAAUGGCCCAGCAACCUAUGGGCCUGCCCAGGGCAGGGCGGUCAUCGGUGUCCCCGUCCCCAGCGCCCUCGCUCCAUGCUGCCUCGAGAACACCGUCUCCCAACCCCGACGCGAACAUGAGAAUAAACUGUCGUUUUUG